UGAUGAAGUGGCAAUGUUCUUCUCACAGAAUGUUAAUGAAAGGGCCAUAAUUUUUUUCUGGGUGACUGUAGUCUUCUGGGCUCUUCAGCUUUCAGUUCCUUACCAGGAUCUUAUCUUUUCCAGCCAUACCAAAGACUUCCCCACAAGUCUCAGGACCUUCCUUCUCAGAGCAGAAACAAGUGAGCAGCAGGACUCCAAAUCUACAGUAGCUUCCCGUUUUUUUUUUACGAAAAGACAAGAAGGAAGCCUCACACGAAUGAGGAACAAAUAUACAGCAAAUGAAUCUCUACUUUUUCUCCGUCGAUUCAUUGCAGUGGUAAUGGGAAUAAAGUUCUUCGUGAUGCUGGCCAUGUUAGGCACCAUAUUCAUUUACUCUUCCAACCCAAAGGCUCCAAGCAACGCAAAUGGAUUUUACUGUGGCCCAUGUCCUAAGAAUUGGGUUUGUUACAAAAACAACUGCUAUCUAUUUUCUAAUGAAAGCAAAAGUUGGGAUCAGAGUCGAGCUUCCUGCCUAUCUCACAAUUCCAGUCUCCUUAAGAUAUAUAGCAGGGAGGACCAGGAUUUCCUUGCACUGGUAAAAUCAUACCAUUGGAUGGGACUAGUACAACCUACACCCAGUGGGUUCUGGAUGUGGGAAGAUGGUUCGCCUUUCUCUCCUGACCUACUUUCUCUGGUUUUAGUGCAAAAAGGAAACUGUGCAGUGUAUGGCUCCAGCUUCAAAGGCUACACAGAGAACUGCUCAAGCCCAAAUACUUACAUAUGUAUGCAGAAGAAUCACAGAUCUGGAAGGUCGGAAGCACCCUUAGCUUCCCAUCCACCAGCUAAUCCCAUCCAUCCAUGAAGGAAUCUCCACUAUGACAUGGCCAACAAGUGGUUGGCUCCUUCAAUCAGUUCCUCAUAUGACUUGGAUUCAGGGACUUUCACUCUCCUGGUUGCCCUCCUCUUGACAACCUCCAGCUUUUCAAUGCCCUUAUUAAAUUGUAGUUGCCAGAAUUUAACACAAUACUCUAGCUUAGAUCUGAUAAAGAAGAGUAAUGUGGGACUAUUAUCUCUCUUUUCCUGAAGAUAUGUCUGUUAUCUUGACUGGAAGCAGCUGGAUAGCACAGUGAAUAACGCACUGUGACUUCAGUCAGGAAAACCUGAGUUCAAAUCUAGCCUCAGACGCUCACUAGCUGUGUGACCCUGGGCAAAUCUCUUAAC
Vombatus ursinus (common wombat) is the source of this 1200-nucleotide messenger RNA. It is a transcript of the gene KLRK1, whose product is annotated as killer cell lectin like receptor K1. Lineage: Eukaryota; Metazoa; Chordata; Mammalia; Diprotodontia; Vombatidae. The record is from RefSeq and is a predicted model, not a curated record. The transcript has 8 exons. Gene Ontology annotation, biological process: positive regulation of natural killer cell mediated cytotoxicity. The coding region runs from base 14 to 841 and encodes 275 amino acids.